Caenorhabditis sp. 36 PRJEB53466 is the source of this 20239-nucleotide messenger RNA. The record is from the annotation of a GenBank genome assembly. Lineage: Eukaryota; Metazoa; Nematoda; Chromadorea; Rhabditida; Rhabditidae.
AUGAGCGAUGAUGAUGAGGAGCUGCAGCUCGCCAUUGAAAUAUCCAAGUGAGUUUCCGAUGAAAUGAAAGCUUGAUGAUGAAAAGAAAGAUAGAAAGAAGAAAAUAACAGCUGACACACGUUGUGACCGCGGCCUUCGCCGAUGACAUCGCAGGUGAUGAGUUUUUUCUCUUCCAGGCAAACUUUCAAAAAUGAACAAGAUCUGAGGUCGGUGGACAAUGAUUUGAUUCGAUUUGAGUCACCUGAUGAACCCGCCAGGCAACGGAAGAUAAAUCAGAUCAAGCAGUUGUAUCAGACAACUCGGCCUGGGACUUCUACGUAGUAAGUUUUUUUCCUUCUAGAUCAUAAAAAUUUAUGAAAUUUUAGUAACUUCAACGAUCCGCGAGGAGACACUGCACAGUCAGUACCAUUACCACUACCACAUUCCCAAUCGUAUCCUCGGAACUUCUUUUCAUCGUGGCAGGCCCCGAUCCCCCAUGAAACAGCGCCACCAAGGCCACCAAAGCCAGAACAGUACAAAUUUCCGCCAGCGCCUUCAGUUCCGUGUAAGUCAUUUUGCUUCAACCUAAGUUGAUCAUUAGGUUACAAUUUUUCAGUACUUCAUGAUCGUCAUUUUGCUCCACCACCAUUACCGCCCAGAUUCAACAGAGAACCCCAAUCACCACCCAGAAACAAUUCACGUUCUCAACCAACUUCACCGAUUUCGUCCACUCCUCUCAGACACUCGGCGCCGUUGUUUUCAAUCGAUCACACACAAGUAUUAUCCCGUAAGUUCAGAUUUUCCUGGAACUUUCAGUAAAAAAUUGCAAACUUUCAGCGAUCAAGCCAUUCGAGACAAGUUUUACAUCAACAUCCGGUGAUUCCACGCGGAACAGCUCCAAUCAUGAGCACAGGUAUAUCAAUUUGACCCCUAGCUCGACAGGAGUAAAGAAAACAUGAUUUGCAGCGUUCAGUAUCAACCACUGACACAUUUAUAUGUUCCAUACGUGAUGCCCAACAUGAAUUCUUCCUACGGCGCUCUUUUGAACGGAGAUUUGAUUGAUCUGAGCAGCAGCAAUUUAGAUGAAUCCACAAAUGUGUCAUUGGAUGAGGUGCGGAGAAUUGCUCAGUAAUCUCGAGACCAAAUGAAUACUGAAUUACUAUCAUAACACUAGUAAACCUCCGAAAACCAGCAACCUUUCCCAGUAUUUGACUUUUCUCGUGAGAGAAGCAACACAAUCCGAAAAGAUAGAUAGUUUAUCAUUUGCGUGGCCAAAUUGGAAUUGAUUGAUCUUCCUCUUUUCUCUUGUUCUUUUUGCGACCUUGUCGCUAAUAUGAAACAAAACAUUGCAGAUUAGAAGAGAAUUCGAUCCGCUGUUCAUAUCCUCAAUCUUUUCCAAUUCGUCAGCCGAUGACAGCAUCAUAAUGCCUUCUGUCCAAAUAUACACCACAAAAGCACUGGAAGGUGAGUUUUUUUUUUCAGGUUACACAACUUCCACACCAAAUUGAAACUUUUCAGAACCGAAACUACUUGACAAAGUUCAGGACAGCAUUCAGGUGCACGUUUUUCAGAAAGUAGAAAGCAUAGAGUUUCCGUCUUCGUCAUUUAGUUUGAUUGACUGCCCUGAUGUCAUUGAAGAACAGUUCAAAAAGUUAUGCAAAAGACAAUUGAUUCGGAGAAAGACGACCCCCGAAUUUUUCAUUGCACCGACUGUGGACUACAUGACAACAACAGCUAGCACGGUCAAAGUGAUUGUGUUCAAGGAUUAUGGGUUUGUUUUUCGGUUUUUAUUGUUAUUAUGGGCUCUAGAAAACUAAAGGAGCUUCUUUGUAUCCAACUUUUAAAAAUAAAAUCGUGGUUUCAGAUGGCCAGGAAACGACAAACAAAGCAAGGCUCUUAUUUGCGGUAUUGAGCAGUCAAUGGACAUCAUCACUGUCCAAGCUCUCUCAUUUUUCGACUCUAAUUUAGAAGAAGACAAAGAAUACGGCUUGAAGGUCAAUUCUUGUUCCAAAAAUGCCGCCGCCGCACACGGUUCUUGGCAUAAUCCGAAAAUUGCUAUGGAACGCACGUCACUUUUCUGAUUAUGCUUUGUGUCCAGCAAGACGACUCUCCAUUUUUACUAGUCGUUGUUUCAAUGUUUCAGAUCUAUGGUUUGAAUCAAUUUCUGGCCAAGGAAAGUCUUUUGGGAUCAAAUUUGUACACUGGACACUGUUUGCUGCACGGUGAAGAUGUAAGGCUAGAGGUUGGUGUUUUCAAGCCGCAGAAGAGAAUCUAUGAGCACUUUGUGGACUCUUGGAAUAGAAUGAAGUGAGUUGAUUUUUACUUAAGAAGUGUCAUAUAACUUUAACUUUCCAGAAGCCAAGUUCGGUACUCAACUGUUGUUGAUAAAGAAGACGUGGAGAACACAUUCAGUCAUCUUGCCACAGAAAUGGCACAGUAUGAGAAAGCAUUCAAUGAUGGAUCCACUUUAAAGCGUGAGUACCUCAACUGGUUGAAAAACUAUUCAAAACGAAUCAUUUAUUGCAGUUUCACAAACGUCCCAACGCGUCAAACAAGUGGUCAUGCUAUUCUGCAAAUACUUACAUGGAAUCGUUCCCGAAAAACUGUUCAAAGAAAUGCAGAGGUACUUAGCAUCAACCACAGAGGAGCAGCUAAGAAUUCAUCGCAACGACUUUCUCCGCGAAAUUCAUUCGUUCCUCGAGCUAUACUGCAGAUGCACCGUCAGCCGAUACAGCCUCCCACCUCUUCAACUUUUCACCAAGCCGAAAGUGGAAGUUCUGUCUAAAAUGGAUCAUUUGCAAAUCAUGCUCAACUCUGUGCAUUCUAUUCCGGAAAAUUGGAUCAGAGAUUACUCGGAGUUCUACAUGUCGGUCGAUUUGUACUAUGGAACGCAGGUGCUUGAUGGGCAUAGUAAUAAAGUGUCGAAGGUGGUCAAAAUGGAUCAGUUCUUCCCGAGAAUAUCCCUGGAUUUGUACGCGAAGUUCACCAGACUUAAUUUGUGCACGUAUCCUCGAGAGACUCGAAUUGUGGUCUCAAUCAGCGGAACCAUCAAGAAUGGUCCACAACCACAGCCAAGUUUGAAUGAUUUCAGUCAGGACACGGUGAUGUUAGGAUACUGCUCUGUUCCGUUAUAUGAUGAACACCUGUAAGUACUGUUUUUAUUUUGCACUCGUUACCCGUUAUUUUUCAGACUUAUGCGACAAGGACCCUUAUUCCUGCCGUUGACGCUUUUGAAGAAACAACCACUUCUCAAGCCUUUUGGACCGUAUCCAUACAUCAAAGAUGCUAGGGAUCCCAUCCUAAUCAUGAGCUUCAAAGUCUGGGACACCGAGAUUUUCUUCCCAAAUGUUGUGAUUGACAUGCAGUGCAUUCCCCAAGACUUCUCCACACUAGACAUUGAGACGCAGGAAUAUCUUAUGGAGAUGAUUGAAAACCAGGACCCAUCAAGACUAGAGUCUGAUGAUCAGGACUUGAUAUGGCAGAAGCGACUGUACCUGACCCAUCAGCCCGAAGCCUUGCCUCUAGUGUUGUCUUCACUUCAAGACUGGAGUUUUGGAUUCGUUAUGAGAGUGUAUCAGAUUCUUGAGGAAUGGGCUCCACUUCGCCCGGAAAUCGCAAUGGAACUGCUGCUGCCUCAGUAUCCGGAUGAACGUGUCCGAGCCUAUGCAGUUCGUUCACUUGCCUAUGGCUCAACGGACUUCCUCUACCACACGAUUCCUCAAUUCGUUGAAGCUCUUCGUUUCGAACUCUACGAGAAGUCGACGCUUGCUGAUUUCAUCCUGGAACUAGCUCUUGUCAGUUUAGAUUUCACUUUCGAAAUCUACUGGCAACUACAACAACGAGUUGAUCAUUGUGCAGUCGACGAUUUACCAUACGCCAUACGCUGUCAAAAUCUGCAACAGAAAAUCAUUGACGAACAUGAAAACCAGGAUUUGAGAAAAGAUAUCAAGUUGCAGCACGAUCUGUUGAAUGAGUUGGACUCGAUUCAAGAUGAAUUGCGUUUGAAGAGUGCAGAGAACGAGUUUGAGAGACUUCACCGGCUCAGAACUCGUUUGGGACAUCUGGAUGGACAGCUUCUUCAAAACCGGGUGCGGUUGCCAAUUUGUCCGGCGUUUGAUUGCACAGGAGUGAGGAUUGAAGAGUGCAACAUCUUCAAUUCCAAUGCGAAGCCGUUGAAGAUUGUCUUCCGAGGGAUCAAUUCGAAUUAUUCGAUUAUUCAUAAGGUUAGCACUAAUAAAAUUUGUUUGACUAAAAGUUUUAGUGGUUUUGGCAAUUCCCACCAUAUUUUCAAACGCUCAUACAACGGUACGCUAAUUUCAAACAAACUUUACAGCGAGAUGAUGACAUGCGACAAGAUGCAUUCGUCAUGAAAAUGGUGAACGAAAUGGACAGGAUCUGGAAAUCAAAUGGCCUCGACCUUCGUUUGAUCACCUUCCGUAUAAUGCCAGUCGGAUAUCGGCGUGGAAUGGGAGAGCUCGUACUCAAUUGUGCCACUCUUUUAGAAAUCCAGAAGGAAGACGGUCUUCGCGGAGUUCUUAAUGACGAAGUCCUUCGGAAGUGGCUGAUGAAGCACAAUAGCGAUGAGUUCACCUACAAAGAAGCGCUCGAAAAUUUCAUCCGCUCAUGUGCUGGAUGGUGUGUAGUCACCUAUGUUCUGGGCAUUGGGGACCGGCACAACGACAAUAUACUGUUCACCAAGAACGGACAUGUAUUCCAUAUAGAUUUUGGAAAGUAUAUGGGCGAUUGGCAAACUGCUGCCGGUUUCAGAAGAGAUCGAGUUCCAUUUGUGUUCACAUCCGAAAUGUUCUACGUGAUAAACGGAGGAAAAUCGCAAACACAAAACUAUCAGAAGUUUAUCGACUACUGCUGCAAAGCUUUCAACUUUCUCAGAAGGAAUAAGAGUGUUUUGACAAACUUGCUGCGAAUUGUUAGUGUUUUAUCAAUAUUUGUGUUCAACAAACGUGCAUUUUCAGAUGGCCUGCUCCGAUAUUUCUGGUAUCAAUCUUGACUCGAUUGCGUUCGUCGAGAAGAAUCUUAUGUUGGAUCUCACAGAAACUGACGCAAUUGUACAGUUCACAGAGCUCAUUCAAAACUCGCUCAACAGCACAUUUGUCCGUUUGAACUUUGUCGCUCACACAUUUGCCCAGUUCAUGUCGUCAAGUUCGAGUUUUUCGAAACGAGACGAGAACAAGCUUAGUUUUGUGCCGGAAUUAUACACGUGAGCACACCUUUGUCGGCAAAAAUUUAUAAUUUAUUUUGUUUUUGCAGAGAGCUCUCCGAUGGCCGCAUUUCGAGAUUGACAGUUUUGACAUACGAGAAACGAUUCAUUCCGAAUAAGAUUUAUGUAAGAUUCAAUUCACGUUUUCAAUCGAAAUUUGGUCCUGUCAACAUUUUCAGCUGUACAAAAUCGAAGUUCAGCGAUUGAACGUCACGGUUGCCUCGUUCAUCUAUCGCUCAUUUGCCGAGUUUGAGGAGUUGCAUACAAAACUGAGGAAACGGUUUGCAAUAGUCGUGAAAUGUGCUCAAUAAUUUUUGUUUAAUCUAUAGCUUCCCAUCACUGGCAGUUUCCCUGAGCACCAGCUCAAAUAUGCGGUCGAAUGUGCGUGCGAUCGCUCAGAAACGGAUGAUAGACGUGCAACACUUUCUUCUGUAUCUUUAUCGUCAGGUGGACGAGAUUCGACAUGUUAGUUUUCCAUUCUUUUGAAAGAUUUCAUUCUUGGCAAGCGAAAAGAUGCACAUCAAUGACUUCUUGACAUCAAUUUUGGCGGCGUGGGAGAGAGCCAGACAACCUGAAAUUAUUCCGGAACAUUAAUUUCUAUCUCCUAAAUGCAGGAUUUGUCUUCUCGUCGUCUCCUUUUUCUCUUUCCUGGGGGAUUAAAAGAAAUCAAGUGGAAGAGCAAGUAUUUUCUUUUUUUUUCAGUGCGACUUGGUUUAUACAUUUUUCCAUUCGCUUCUUCGUGACAACAAGUGCGACACCUACAUUGACGCGCAGGAAAUGCCGUCACCACACUGUCAAAUCUACCUGAAGGUACAAUAUAACAGCGUCAAAGAGAGCCUCAACGUGUUUAUAGGUAAGUUUUAGUGCAGUUUGAGGUAAAUACCAACAACAAAAAAAUAAUUACGUUCCAGGACACGUCAAGAACAUGGCUCUUCUGCAAACAGGGCAACCUCCAGACCCGUACGUAAAGACGUAUGUCCGUCCAGAUCUUCAAAAUUACUCAAAACGUAAAACUCAAGUUGUUCGCGCUACUCAACACCCGACAUUCAAUCAAGAGGUUUGUUUCUUUUUAAAGGAUGAACCUGAAACUAGAAAUCCUCAAAUUCUUUUCAAGUGUUUUCCACGCAUCCAGGGUUGGGUUCAUUAUGAAAUGAGCACGUAAUGUUAUGGUUCAAAACGCUUUUGGCUCUAGAACACGUAAUAACACAAGCUUUUUUAGCUCUCCUACGAAGGAUUCCCAAUGAACCUGCUAUCCACGAGAGUCCUGGAAGUGAGCGUCUGGAACAAUGGUGGUCUUAUGGACAAUCACAAGAUGUACAUGGUGUGCAUUCCGCUCGCAAAAAUUCAUAAUAUUGCGGAAAACCGCAAAGCAAAUCGUGUACUUGAAGGCUGGUUCCAAUGUGAUAAAUAUAUAUAGGCAUAUUUUUCUCCCUCCCCCGUUCCCUCUCUUGCUAUUUCUAGUUGUAAAUGUGUAUGUAUCCAUAGAAUUUGUAUUUUAUAUUGUAUAUGACAGUUUCAGUUCAUUCUCUCUAGUCGCCACACAAAGUUUCAACAAGAAAAACCGAAUCUUCUGUGAUAUUUCUUUUCUACUUUUCAUUGACAAUUGAAAAGUCUAGCUAAAUACAAAUAAACAUUGUAUCUCAUGAUUUGAUUUGUACAGCUUUCCUCUUCUUCUUUACAAUGAAUUAAAAACUUGGCAUCAUCAUUCUACCCCCCCCGUACAAAAAUUGCGUGUGUGUUCAGUGUCAAUUGGAGAGUAAUGCGCCGCAUUACAAGUGGUCUUCCCUUCGAAUUAUAGUUGAUCGAUGUUGCCAACAAGUACACAGAACCGAAAAACGGUUCUCUCUUUCUUUUCGUUUUGAAACGGACUCCCCUUUAUGUGAAAAAGAGGGAGACGAUUCUGUGUGCACGGGCGAGAACUAAUUACUUUCGUACCUGCCAGAAAGCCCAGCUCAAAUGCUCUCUUUAUAUGUAUAAAAGUUCAUGCAUCACAGACGGCGGCAUGAACGUUGCAUAGCAACGUUCUGGCUUCUCCGCUCUCCCGUCUGAGCACAUUACAAAAUAGUUUCAUUUGUUUUCCAUUCACUUUUUGUCAAUUCCAUCCAAUUGCAAAGUUAUGCACAUAUCCCUUAUUUUGCCUCCGGAUCUUCUUGUUUUUCUCGUUUUUCUUCUCUCUGCGCGUCUUAAUUUACACUACUUCCUCGCUGUGUUUUUGAAAGACUCUUCUGCUCUUUUCCUUCUUCGUUUCCUCACCCUUUUUCGGUUUUUUGCAGAGCGAGAACACAUUUUUACUCGAAAAAUGCAUUUUCUCAACACCUUAACAACCAAACACCUAAAAAUAAAUGCAAUUUGAUAAUACUCUUUUCCCUAUAAAAACUAGUGCUUAUUCCGCACAUUAAUGCGCUUUCCGGUAAACACUUUGCAACAUGCAUGGCUCUCUUUAUCAGUACCGCUUUUUUAACCUUAAAACUCCCUCUUCCUCUUCUUCUCCAUAUUUGACGUUUUCGUGACGUCUUUAUCAGUUUCACACGUUUUGUUCUUGAACUUCAUUCAAUUUCAUUCUAAAAUAUUAAUAAUUCAGGUCAGGCUCCUACGAAAUGUCUCACGGAGCUAAAUGUAUUUGCCAGAUUUGCACUUGCGGGUUUGUGAAUUGUACUUUUGGCGCUCUUAUAAUAUUUCCGUUUUUAGACGUCAUAAGUGUCCUCAUGAUAGAAAUGCGAGCAGUAUUCACUUUGGUGAUAGUGAUUCGAGAAAAAUUGUUCAAAAAACAACUAUACAGGCAUGAAUUGAUAUUUUUCUUCAAUCUUUAAGAGAUACUGGUUUAGACGGACUUUGAGAGUCACAACACCUACCAGAGAACGGAAUCCAGGAGCUAUCGGGCUAAUAGAUCGACACUUUUUGAUGAAUCCGCUGAGACAAAACGUUCUACUGUUAAAAGAUUGAAAACUGGAGAGGGUGAGAGAAAAAACUGCGAAAAACCAAUACAUGUUAUAUAUUCAGAAAAAAAUGAAACACACAAAAAGGACAUCAAUACAAACGUAAGAAACGAUUACAAUGUUCAUGAACAUAAUCAUACUAAACUUUAGUUACCGCCAAUUAACGAUGCAAAGCAGUCUGGUCCUGAACGUCAAAUUGGAAUCAAAAAAGACGGCAGAGGGAUUCUGAAACUAACUACUAGUCGCAGUCAAUCAACUGAAAAAAGAGCAUUGUCCAGUUCGAGUAAGCGGACACCUGAUGAGAUUACCGAGACAUUACCACAAACCAAUGAAGUUACUGUCAAUUCCAUCAGCAGAGAGAGCAGGAGAAACAGAAAUUACAGUCAGAUUUUCGAAACAAGAAGAGCACUUCAGGUAAUUUCAAAUUUUCGCAAAUUAUUUUGAGAAGCUUUAUGUAUAUCUUUAGAACAUGUCCUCAUCAGCGCAGAGCAAUCAUAAACAGUCAAUCGACAGGGGCCUUCUGACACAACAAGACAGAUAUACUGAUACCGACCGAAAAUCAAAACAAGCCAAAAGAUCAAUCUAUGGAAUGAGCGUUGUAGAUAGAAAUGGAGAAAGCCGCCGGAACACGAGUUCGCUGAAACAACAAAAUGCACAGAGAUUCGCUACUUCCGAUACUAUGCAAAAAAGAGAAAACAUGCAAAUCCUGCAAACAGACGAGCUGCAGUUCGAAGCAAGAACGCAGAACCAGGAAGAUUUCACCCACAUAAGAGGAGAGCGGUACGCCAAGAAGAUUCCAGUCGACAACAAGAUGCUGCAAGGAGACGAGCUGCAGUUCGAAGCAAGAACGCAGAACCAGGAAGAUUUCACCCACAUAAGAGGAGAGCGGUACGCCAAAAAGAUUCCAGUCGACAACAAGAUUCUGCAAGGAGACGGCCAGCAAUUUGAAGCAAGAACGCAGAACCAGGAGGACUUCACCCACAUAAGUGGAGAGCGGUACGCCAGGAAGAUUCCAGUCGACAACAAGAUCCUGCAAGGAGACGGCCAGCAAUUUGAAGCAAGAACGCAGAACCAGGAGGACUUCACCCACAUAAGUGGAGAGCGGUACGCCAAGAAGAUUCCUGUCGACAACAAGAUCCUGCAAGGAGACGGCCAGCAGAUCGAAGCAAGAACGCAGAACCAGAAGGACUUCACCCACAUAAGUGGAGAGCGGUACGCCAGGAAGAUUCCAGUCGACAACAAGAUCCUGCAAGGAGACGGCCAGCAAUUUGAAGCAAGAACGCAGAACCAGAAGGACUUCACCCACAUAAGUGGAGAGCGGUACGCCAGGAAGAUUCCAGUCGACAACAAAAUCCUGCAAGGAGACGGCCAGCAGAUCGAAGCAAGAACGCAGAACCAGGAGGACUUCACCCACAUAAGUGGAGAGCGGUACGCCAAGAAGAUUCCAGUCGACAACAAGAUUCUGCAAGGAGACGGCCAGCAAUUUGAAGCAAGAACGCAGAACCAGGAGGACUUCACCCACAUAAGUGGAAAGCUGUACGCCAAGAAGAUUCCUGUCGACAACAAGAUCCUGCAAGGAGACGGCCAGCAAUUUGAAGCAAGAACGCAGAACCAGAAGGACUUGACCCACAUAAGUGGAGAGCGGUACGCCAGGAAGAUUCCAGUCGACAACAAGAUUCUGCAAGGAGACGGCCAGCAGAUCGAAGCAAGAACGCAGAACCAGGAGGACUUCACCCACAUAAGUGGAGAGCGGUACGCCAAGAAGAUUCCUGUCGACAACAAGAUCCUGCAAGGAGACGGCCAGCAAUUUGAAGCAAGAACGCAGAACCAGAAGGACUUCACCCACAUAAGUGGAGAGCGGUACGCCAGGAAGAUUCCAGUCGACAACAAGAUUCUGCAAGGAGACGGCCAGCAGAUCGAAGCAAGAACGCAGAACCAGGAGGACUUCACCCACAUAAGUGGAGAGCGGUACGCCAAGAAGAUUCCAGUCGACAACAAGAUUCUGCAAGGAGACGGCCAGCAAUUUGAAGCAAGAACGCAGAACCAGGAGGACUUCACCCACAUAAGUGGAGAGCGGUACGCCAAGAAGAUUCCAGCCGACAACAAGAUUCUGCAAGGAGACGGCCAGCAAUUUGAAGCAAAAACGCAGAACCAGGAGGACUUCACCCACAUAAGUGGAGAGCGGUACGCCAAGAAGAUUCCUGUCGACAACAAGAUCCUGCAAGGAGACGGCCAGCAAUUUGAAGCAAGAACGCAGAACCAGAAGGACUUCACCCACAUAAGUGGAGAGCGGUACGCCAGGAAGAUUCCAGUCGACAACAAGAUUCUGCAAGGAGACGGCCAGCAAUUUGAAGCAAGAACGCAGAACCAGGAGGACUUCACCCACAUAAGUGGAGAGCGGUACGCCAAGAAGAUUCCAGUCGACAACAAGAUUCUGCAAGGAGAAAGCCAGCAAUUUGAAGCAAGAACGCAGAACCAGGAGGACUUCACCCACAUAAGUGGAGAGCGGUACGCCAAGAAGAUUCCAGUCGACAACAAGAUUCUGCAAGGAGACGGCCAGCAAUUUGAAGCAAGAACGCAGAACCAGGAGGACUUCACCCACAUAAGUGGAGAGCGGUACGCCAAGAAGAUUCCAGUCGACAACAAGAUUCUGCAAGGAGACGGCCAGCAGAUCGAAGCAAGAACGCAGAACCAGGAGGACUUCACCCACAUAAGUGGAGAGCGGUACGCCAAGAAGAUUCCAGUCGACAACAAGAUUCUGCAAGGAGAAAGCCAGCAAUUUGAAGCAAGAACGCAGAACCAGGAGGACUUCACCCACAUAAGUGGAGAGCGGUACGCCAAGAAGAUUCCAGUCGACAACAAGAUUCUGCAAGGAGAAGGCCAGCAAUUUGAAGCAAGAACGCAGAACCAGGAGGACUUCACCCACAUAAGUGGAGAGCGGUACGCCAAGAAGAUUCCAGUCGACAACAAGAUUCUGCAAGGAGACGGCCAGCAAUUUGAAGCAAGAACGCAGAACCAGGAGGACUUCACCCACAUAAGUGGAGAGCGGUACGCCAAGAAGAUUCCAGUCGACAACAAGAUUCUGCAAGGAGAAGGCCAGCAAUUUGAAGCAAGAACGCAGAACCAGGAGGACUUCACCCACAUAAGUGGAGAGCGGUACGCCAAGAAGAUUCCAGUCGACAACAAGAUUCUGCAAGGAGACGGCCAGCAAUUUGAAGCAAGAACGCAGAACCAGGAGGACUUCACCCACAUAAGUGGAGAGCGGUACGCCAAGAAGAUUCCAGUCGACAACAAGAUUCUGCAAGGAGACGGCCAGCAAUUUGAAGCAAAAAAACGCAGAACCAGGAGGACUUCACCCACAUAAGUGGAGAGCGGUACGCAAAGAAGAUUCCAGUCGACAACAAGAUUCUGCAAGGAGACGGCCAGCAAUUUGAAGCAAGAACGCAGAACCAGGAGGACUUCACCCACAUAAGUGGAGAGCGGUACGCCAAGAAGAUUCCAGUCGACAACAAGAUUCUGCAAGGAGACGGCCAGCAAUUUGAAGCAAGAACGCAGAACCAGGAGGACUUCACCCACAUAAGUGGAGAGCGGUACGCCAAGAAGAUUCCAGUCGACAACAAGAUUCUGCAAGGAGACGGCCAGCAAUUUGAAGCAAGAACGCAGAACCAGGAGGACUUCACCCACAUAAGUGGAGAGCGGUACGCCAAGAAGAUUCCAGUCGACAACAAGAUUCUGCAAGGAGACGGCCAGCAAUUUGAAGCAAGAACGCAGAACCAGGAGGACUUCACCCACAUAAGUGGAGAGCGGUACGCCAAGAAGAUUCCAGUCGACAACAAGAUUCUGCAAGGAGACGGCCAGCAAUUUGAAGCAAGAACGCAGAACCAGGAGGACUUCACCCACAUAAGUGGAGAGCGGUACGCCAAGAAGAUUCCAGCCGACAACAAGAUUCUGCAAGGAGACGGCCAGCAAUUUGAAGCAAGAACGCAGAACCAGGAGGACUUCACCCACAUAAGUGGAGAGCGGUACGCCAAGAAGAUUCCAGUCGACAACAAGAUUCUGCAAGGAGACGGCCAGCAAUUUGAAGCAAGAACGCAGAACCAGGAGGACUUCACCCACAUAAGUGGAGAGCGGUACGCCAAGAAGAUUCCAGUCGACAACAAGAUUCUGCAAGGAGACGGCCAGCAAUUUGAAGCAAGAACGCAGAACCAGGAGGACUUCACCCACAUAAGUGGAGAGCGGUACGCCAAGAAGAUUCCAGUCGACAACAAGAUUCUGCAAGGAGACGGCCAGCAAUUUGAAGCAAGAACGCAGAACCAGGAGGACUUCACUCACAUAAGUGGAGAGCGGUACGCCAAGAAGAUUCCAGUCGACAACAAGAUUCUGCAAGGAGACGGCCAGCAAUUUGAAGCAAGAACGCAGAACCAGGAGGACUUCACCCACAUAAGUGGAGAGCGGUACGCCAAGAAGAUUCCAGUCGACAACAAGAUUCUGCAAGGAGACGGCCAGCAAUUUGAAGCAAGAACGCAGAACCAGGAGGACUUCACCCACAUAAGUGGAGAGCGGUACGCCAAGAAGAUUCCAGUCGACAACAAGAUUCUGCAAGGAGAAGGCCAGCAAUUUGAAGCAAGAACGCAGAACCAGGAGGACUUCACCCACAUAAGUGGAGAGCGGUACGCCAAGAAGAUUCCAGUCGACAACAAGAUUCUGCAAGGAGACGGCCAGCAAUUUGAAGCAAGAACGCAGAACCAGGAGGACUUCACCCACAUAAGUGGAGAGCGGUACGCCAAGAAGAUUCCAGUCGACAACAAGAUUCUGCAAGGAGACGGCCAGCAAUUUGAAGCAAGAACGCAGAACCAGGAGGACUUCACCCACAUAAGUGGAGAGCGGUACGCCAAGAAGAUUCCAGUCGACAACAAGAUUCUGCAAGGAGACGGCCAGCAAUUUGAAGCAAGAACGCAGAACCAGGAGGACUUCACCCACAUAAGUGGAGAGCGGUACGCCAAGAAGAUUCCAGUCGACAACAAGAUUCUGCAAGGAGACGGCCAGCAAUUUGAAGCAAGAACGCAGAACCAGGAGGACUUCACCCACAUAAGUGGAGAGCGGUACGCCAAGAAGAUUCCAGUCGACAACAAGAUUCUGCAAGGAGACGGCCAGCAAUUUGAAGCAAGAACGCAGAACCAGGAGGACUUCACCCACAUAAGUGGAGAGCGGUACGCCAAGAAGAUUCCAGUCGACAACAAGAUUCUGCAAGGAGACGGCCAGCAAUUUGAAGCAAGAACGCAGAACCAGGAGGACUUCACCCACAUAAGUGGAGAGCGGUACGCCAAGAAGAUUCCAGUCGACAACAAGAUUCUGCAAGGAGACGGCCAGCAAUUUGAAGCAAGAACGCAGAACCAGGAGGACUUCACCCACAUAAGUGGAGAGCGGUACGCCAAGAAGAUUCCAGUCGACAACAAGAUUCUGCAAGGAGACGGCCAGCAAUUUGAAGCAAGAACGCAGAACCAGGAGGACUUCACCCACAUAAGUGGAGAGCGGUACGCCAAGAAGAUUCCAGUCGACAACAAGAUUCUGCAAGGAGACGGCCAGCAAUUUGAAGCAAGAACGCAGAACCAGGAGGACUUCACCCACAUAAGUGGAGAGCGGUACGCAAAGAAGAUUCCAGUCGACAACAAGAUUCUGCAAGGAGACGGCCAGCAAUUUGAAGCAAGAACGCAGAACCAGGAGGACUUCACCCACAUAAGUGGAGAGCGGUACGCCAAGAAGAUUCCAGUCGACAACAAGAUUCUGCAAGGAGACGGCCAGCAAUUUGAAGCAAGAACGCAGAACCACGAGGACUUCACCCACAUAAGUGGAGAGCGGUACGCCAAGAAGAUUCCAGUCGACAACAAGAUUCUGCAAGGAGACGGCCAGCAAUUUGAAGCAAGAACGCAGAACCAGGAGGACUUCACCCACAUAAGUGGAGAGCGGUACGCCAAGAAGAUUCCAGUCGACAACAAGAUUCUGCAAGGAGACGGCCAGCAAUUUGAAGCAAGAACGCAGAACCAGGAGGACUUCACCCACAUAAGUGGAGAGCGGUACGCCAAGAAGAUUCCAGUCGACAACAAGAUUCUGCAAGGAGACGGCCAGCAAUUUGAAGCAAGAACGCAGAACCAGGAGGACUUCACCCACAUAAGUGGAGAGCGGUACGCCAAGAAGAUUCCAGUCGACAACAAGAUUCUGCAAGGAGACGGCCAGCAAUUUGAAGCAAGAACGCAGAACCAGGAGGACUUCACCCACAUAAGUGGAGAGCGGUACGCCAAGAAGAUUCCAGUCGACAACAAGAUUCUGCAAGGAGACGGCCAGCAAUUUGAAGCAAGAACGCAGAACCAGGAGGACUUCACCCACAUAAGUGGAGAGCGGUACGCCAAGAAGAUUCCAGUCGACAACAAGAUUCUGCAAGGAGACGGCCAGCAAUUUGAAGCAAGAACGCAGAACCAGGAGGACUUCACCCACAUAAGUGGAGAGCGGUACGCCAAGAAGAUUCCAGUCGACAACAAGAUUCUGCAAGGAGACGGCCAGCAAUUUGAAGCAAGAACGCAGAACCAGGAGGACUUCACCCACAUAAGUGGAGAGCGGUACGCCAAGAAGAUUCCAGUCGACAACAAGAUUCUGCAAGGAGACGGCCAGCAAUUUGAAGCAAGAACGCAGAACCAGGAGGACUUCACCCACAUAAGUGGAGAGCGGUACGCCAAGAAGAUUCCAGUCGACAACAAGAUUCUGCAAGGAGACGGCCAGCAAUUUGAAGCAAGAAAGCAGAACCAGGAGGACUUCACCCACAUAAGUGGAGAGCGGUACGCCAAGAAGAUUCCAGUCGACAACAAGAUUCUGCAAGGAGACGGCCAGCAAUUUGAAGCAAGAACGCAGAACCAGGAGGACUUCACCCACAUAAGUGGAGAGCGGUACGCCAAGAAGAUUCCAGUCGACAACAAGAUUCUGCAAGGAGACGGCCAGCAAUUUGAAGCAAGAACGCAGAACCAGGAGGACUUCACCCACAUAAGUGGAGAGCGGUACGCAAAGAAGAUUCCAGUCGACAACAAGAUUCUGCAAGGAGACGGCCAGCAAUUUGAAGCAAGAACGCAGAACCAGGAGGACUUCACCCACAUAAGUGGAGAGCGGUACGCCAAGAAGAUUCCAGUCGACAACAAGAUUCUGCAAGGAGACGGCCAGCAAUUUGAAGCAAGAACGCAGAACCACGAGGACUUCACCCACAUAAGUGGAGAGCGGUACGCCAAGAAGAUUCCAGUCGACAACAAGAUUCUGCAAGGAGACGGCCAGCAAUUUGAAGCAAGAACGCAGAACCAGGAGGACUUCACCCACAUAAGUGGAGAGCGGUACGCCAAGAAGAUUCCAGUCGACAACAAGAUUCUGCAAGGAGACGGCCAGCAAUUUGAAGCAAGAACGCAGAACCAGGAGGACUUCACCCACAUAAGUGGAGAGCGGUACGCCAAGAAGAUUCCAGUCGACAACAAGAUUCUGCAAGGAGACGGCCAGCAAUUUGAAGCAAGAACGCAGAACCAGGAGGACUUCACCCACAUAAGUGGAGAGCGGUACGCCAAGAAGAUUCCAGUCGACAACAAGAUUCUGCAAGGAGACGGCCAGCAAUUUGAAGCAAGAACGCAGAACCAGGAGGACUUCACCCACAUAAGUGGAGAGCGGUACGCCAAGAAGAUUCCAGUCGACAACAAGAUUCUGCAAGGAGACGGCCAGCAAUUUGAAGCAAGAACGCAGAACCAGGAGGACUUCACCCACAUAAGUGGAGAGCGGUACGCCAAGAAGAUUCCAGUCGACAACAAGAUUCUGCAAGGAGACGGCCAGCAAUUUGAAGCAAGAACGCAGAACCAGGAGGACUUCACCCACAUAAGUGGAGAGCGGUACGCCAAGAAGAUUCCAGUCGACAACAAGAUUCUGCAAGGAGAAGGCCAGCAAUUUGAAGCAAGAACGCAGAACCAGGAGGACUUCACCCACAUAAGUGGAGAGCGGUACGCCAAGAAGAUUCCAGUCGACAACAAGAUUCUGCAAGGAGAAGGCCAGCAAUUUGAAGCAAGAACGCAGAACCAGGAGGACUUCACCCACAUAAGUGGAGAGCGGUACGCCAAGAAGAUUCCAGUCGACAACAAGAUUCUGCAAGGAGACGGCCAGCAAUUUGAAGCAAGAACGCAGAACCAGGAGGACUUCACCCACAUAAGUGGAGAGCGGUACGCCAAGAAGAUUCCAGUCGACAACAAGAUUCUGCAAGGAGACGGCCAGCAAUUUGAAGCAAGAACGCAGAACCAGGAGGACUUCACCCACAUAAGUGGAGAGCGGUACGCCAAGAAGAUUCCAGUCGACAACAAGAUUCUGCAAGGAGAAGGCCAGCAAUUUGAAGCAAGAACGCAGAACCAGGAGGACUUCACCCACAUAAGUGGAGAGCGGUACGCCAAGAAGAUUCCAGUCGACAACAAGAUUCUGCAAGGAGAAGGCCAGCAAUUUGAAGCAAGAACGCAGAACCAGGAGGACUUCACCCACAUAAGUGGAGAGCGGUACGCCAAGAAGAUUCCAGUCGACAACAAGAUUCUGCAAGGAGACGGCCAGCAAUUUGAAGCAAGAACGCAGAACCACGAGGACUUCACCCACAUAAGUGGAGAGCGGUACGCCAAGAAGAUUCCAGUCGACAACAAGAUUCUGCAAGGAGACGGCCAGCAAUUUGAAGCAAGAACGCAGAACCAGGAGGACUUCACCCACAUAAGUGGAGAGCGGUACGCCAAGAAGAUUCCAGUCGACAACAAGAUUCUGCAAGGAGACGGCCAGCAAUUUGAAGCAAGAACGCAGAACCAGGAGGACUUCACCCACAUAAGUGGAGAGCGGUACGCCAAGAAGAUUCCAGUCGACAACAAGAUUCUGCAAGGAGACGGCCAGCAAUUUGAAGCAAGAACGCAGAACCAGGAGGACUUCACUCACAUAAGUGGAGAGCGGUACGCCAAGAAGAUUCCAGUCGACAACAAGAUUCUGCAAGGAGACGGCCAGCAAUUUGAAGCAAGAACGCAGAACCACGAGGACUUCACCCACAUAAGUGGAGAGCGGUACGCCAAGAAGAUUCCAGUCGACAACAAGAUUCUGCAAGGAGACGGCCAGCAAUUUGAAGCAAGAACGCAGAACCAGGAGGACUUCACCCACAUAAGUGGAGAGCGGUACGCCAAGAAGAUUCCAGUCGACAACAAGAUUCUGCAAGGAGACGGCCAGCAAUUUGAAGCAAGAACGCAGAACCAGGAGGACUUCACCCACAUAAGUGGAGAGCGGUACGCCAAGAAGAUUUCAGUCGACAACAAGAUUCUGCAAGGAGACGGCCAGCAAUUUGAAGCAAAAACGCAGAACCAGGAGGACUUCACCCACAUAAGUGGAGAGCGGUACGCCAAGAAGAUUCCAGUCGACAACAAGAUUCUGCAAGGAGACGGCCAGCAAUUUGAAGCAAGAACGCAGAACCAGGAGGACUUCACCCACAUAAGUGGAGAGCGGUACGCCAAGAAGAUUCCAGUCGACAACAAGAUUCUGCAAGGAGACGGCCAGCAAUUUGAAGCAAGAACGCAGAACCAGGAGGACUUCACCCACAUAAGUGGAGAGCGGUACGCCAAGAAGAUUCCAGUCGACAACAAGAUUCUGCAAGGAGACGGCCAGCAAUUUGAAGCAAGAACGCAGAACCAGGAGGACUUCACCCACAUAAGUGGAGAGCGGUACGCCAAGAAGAUUCCAGUCGACAACAAGAUUCUGCAAGGAGACGGCCAGCAAUUUGAAGCAAGAACGCAGAACCAGGAGGACUUCACCCACAUAAGUGGAGAGCGGUACGCCAAGAAGAUUCCAGUCGACAACAAGAUUCUGCAAGGAGACGGCCAGCAAUUUGAAGCAAGAACGCAGAACCAGGAGGACUUCACCCACAUAAGUGGAGAGCGGUACGCCAAGAAGAUUCCAGUCGACAACAAGAUUCUGCAAGGAGACGGCCAGCAAUUUGAAGCAAGAACGCAGAACCAGGAGGACUUCACCCACAUAAGUGGAGAGCGGUACGCCAAGAAGAUUCCAGUCGACAACAAGAUUCUGCAAGGAGACGGCCAGCAAUUUGAAGCAAGAACGCAGAACCAGGAGGACUUCACCCACAUAAGUGGAGAGCGGUACGCCAAGAAGAUUCCAGUCGACAACAAGAUUCUGCAAGGAGACGGCCAGCAAUUUGAAGCAAGAACGCAGAACCAGGAGGACUUCACCCACAUAAGUGGAGAGCGGUACGCCAAGAAGAUUCCAGUCGACAACAAGAUUCUGCAAGGAGACGGCCAGCAAUUUGAAGCAAGAACGCAGAACCAGGAGGACUUCACCCACAUAAGUGGAGAGCGGUACGCCAAGAAGAUUCCAGUCGACAACAAGAUUCUGCAAGGAGACGGCCAGCAAUUUGAAGCAAGAACGCAGAACCAGGAGGACUUCACCCACAUAAGUGGAGAGCGGUACGCCAAGAAGAUUCCAGUCGACAACAAGAUUCUGCAAGGAGACGGCCAGCAAUUUGAAGCAAGAACGCAGAACCAGGAGGACUUCACCCACAUAAGUGGAGAGCGGUACGCCAAGAAGAUUCCAGUCGACAACAAGAUUCUGCAAGGAGACGGCCAGCAAUUUGAAGCAAGAACGCAGAACCAGGAGGACUUCACCCACAUAAGUGGAGAGCGGUACGCCAAGAAGAUUCCAGUCGACAACAAGAUUCUGCAAGGAGACGGCCAGCAAUUUGAAGCAAGAACGCAGAACCAGGAGGACUUCACCCACAUAAGUGGAGAGCGGUACGCCAAGAAGAUUCCAGUCGACAACAAGAUUCUGCAAGGAGACGGCCAGCAAUUUGAAGCAAGAACGCAGAACCAGGAGGACUUCACCCACAUAAGUGGAGAGCGGUACGCCAAGAAGAUUCCAGUCGACAACAAGAUUCUGCAAGGAGACGGCCAGCAAUUUGAAGCAAGAACGCAGAACCAGGAGGACUUCACCCACAUAAGUGGAGAGCGGUACGCCAAGAAGAUUCCAGUCGACAACAAGAUUCUGCAAGGAGACGGCCAGCAAUUUGAAGCAAAAAAACGCAGAACCAGGAGGACUUCACCCACAUAAGUGGAGAGCGGUACGCCAAGAAGAUUCCAGUCGACAACAAGAUUCUGCAAGGAGACGGCCAGCAAUUUGAAGCAAGAACGCAGAACCAGGAGGACUUCACCCACAUAAGUGGAGAGCGGUACGCCAAGAAGAUUCCAGCCGACAACAAGAUUCUGCAAGGAGACGGCCAGCAAUUUGAAGCAAGAACGCAGAACCAGGAGGACUUCACCCACAUAAGUGGAGAGCGGUACGCCAAGAAGAUUCCAGUCGACAACAAGAUUCUGCAAGGAGACGGCCAGCAAUUUGAAGCAAGAACGCAGGACCAGGAGGACUUCACCCACAUAAGUGGAGAGCGGUACGCCAAGAAGAUUCCAGCCGACAACAAGAUUCUGCAAGGAGACGGCCAGAAAUUUGAAGCAAAAACGCAGAACCAGGAGGACUUCACCCACAUAAGUGGAGAGCGGUACGCCAAGAAGAUUCCAGCCGACAACAAGAUUCUGCAAGGAGACGGCCCGCAAUUUGAAGCAAGAACGCAGAACCAGGAGGAUUUUGUUUAUGUAAGAAGAUUCAUAUCUUGGAGCUUUGGUUAUGUUUUUACAGAGAGCCCUCGAAAAGCGUUCAGAAAAAUUAUUACACGUCAAAUCAUCGGUUUGCAACGAAGGUUAUCAAUUUUCACAUGCCGAUACGGUUAAUGAACUGUUUCAAUCAGGCUAUUCAACUGUUCAGAACGGUUGUCAAGUGCAGAAUGAUGGCAGUAGUUACGAAAUUGUGAGUUUUUCAUAAUAGUCAACAAAAAAGUGAUUACUCUCAGGACUAUCAAUACCGCCCUGUACAGUGCAUUGCUGGCGAGUUGCUCGAGUCGGUCCGUCAAAAUCAUGUCGAUACAAACAUGUUCCAUUUCAACGCAUUUGAAAAUGGACAUCAUUUUUAUGAGGAAAAGGCUGAAGAAGAUGCAGAAGAAAAUGAUUCUGAACAUCAAGCAUAG